UGAGAGAAAUUAAGUGCAAGACAAUUAACACUACACAAGGUGCUGCAAAACAAAAACAAGAGGGCAGUGAACAUGGGUGAAGCUAAAGAAAUCUGGUCUGCACCAAUUACUCCGAGAACCGGGGUGACACCGGUGGUGGCGUCGCCGCCAGUGUCAUGUCCACCUUCUCAGCUUCACUCACCUUCUCUCACUAGGUCACCCUUGCUUGAGAAUGGAGAUCAUCCUGCACAUCGAAGAACUAGUAAGACUCCAAAGACUCCAAGAACUCCUAGAACUCCUAGAACUCCAAGAACCCCAGGAGGAAUCAUUACCUCUUUAACUCCAAGGUUUCUUACCCCUCUGGGAAGCCCUGUGAGGAAAGCUCUGAGGCUAACCAAGCUUGAUCCUCAGGAUGCUUGGCUGCCAAUCACUGAGUCAAGGAAUGGAAACAAAUACUAUGCUGCUUUUCACACUCUUUGUUCUGGGAUUGGUAUUCAGGCUCUUGUUCUCCCAUUUGCCUUCACUGUUCUUGGUUGGGCCUGGGGAAUAAUAAGUUUGACUAUAGCUUUCGUAUGGCAACUUUACACCUUAUGGUUGCUUGUUCAUCUUCACGAGUCCGUGGAGAAUGGUGUUCGCUACAGUCGAUACAUGCAGCUCUGCUUUGUUUCAUUCGGUGAGAGACUGGGGAAAUUGUUAGCCUUGUUUCCAAUACUGUACCUAUCAGCAGGGACAUGCUCCACAAUAAUCAUCAUAGGAGGAUCCACAGCCAGGACAUUCUACCAAGUAGUGUGUGGUGACUCAUGCACAGCCAAACCCAUGACCACUGUGGAAUGGUACCUGGUGUUUACUUGUGCAGCUGUGGUGCUAUCACAGCUACCCAACUUGAAUUCUAUUGCUGGGGUUUCACUCAUUGGAGCUAUCACUGCUGUUGGGUACUGUACCUUUAUUUGGGUGAUCUCUGUAGCACAGGGUUCCAUGCCAGGGGUGAACUAUAACCCUGUAAGGCCUGGAAGCAGUGCUCAAAAUGCUUUUAAUGUGCUUAAUGCACUGGGUAUUAUUUCCUUUGCAUUUAGGGGCCACAAUCUUGUCCUUGAAAUACAGGCCACCAUGCCUUCAAGUGAGAAGCAUCCAUCACACGUUCCCAUGUGGAAAGGAGUCAAGGUUUCUUACACAAUCAUCGCAGCGUGCCUCUUUCCUUUGGCCAUCGGUGGCUAUUGGGCUUAUGGCCAAAUGAUUCCAGCAGAUGGAGGAAUGCUGGCAGCCUUGUACGCAUUCCACUCUCGUGAUGUAUCCAGAUUUUUGCUCGGGUUAACUAGCUUAUUGGUGGUGGUGAAUGGAUUGUGUUCAUUCCAAAUAUACGCCAUGCCGCUUUUCGACGACCUGGAAUCACAAUUCACAACAAGAUGGAAGAAACCAUGCCCCUGGUGGCUGCGUUCAAUUUUCCGCUUGUUCUCCGGGUUCAUGUGUUUCUUCAUAGCGGUGGCGCUUCCAUUUUUGUCGCAACUGGCCGGUUUGAUCGGAGGAAUAUCAUUGCCGGUGACAUUGGCGUACCCGUGUUUCAUGUGGCUCAAGGCCAAGAAGCCUAAGAUUUACAGUCUUUCGUGGUGUGUGAAUUGGUUCUUGGGGACACUGGGGAUGGGACUCAGUGUGGUUUUGGUGGCUGCUAGUAUAUAUGUUAUCAUUGACAAAGGUGUUAACGUGAGCUUCUUUGAUCCUAAGUAGUGUCAAAUAAAAGAGGAAAGAACUAAUAGGGAAGUGAGUUAUGAAGGAAAUUACGAUUGCCUUGUUUUGUUUUAGAAAUUCAAAUUUGUAAUAUGAACGCCGGAUUUAUUUAUUAUGGACCAGUUUUUUGUGGUCUAAUGUUACACCA
Lotus japonicus is the source of this 1849-nucleotide messenger RNA. RefSeq names its product lysine histidine transporter-like 8. Gene Ontology annotation, cellular component: plasma membrane. Lineage: Eukaryota; Viridiplantae; Streptophyta; Magnoliopsida; Fabales; Fabaceae. The record is from RefSeq and is a predicted model, not a curated record. The transcript has 5 exons. Bases 73 to 1701 code for a protein of 542 amino acids.